UUACAAAUGGCACAUUCGUUCCGUUGAAGAAAGUUUUUUUAGUGGGUGGUAUUCUUGUUUUCUGCUCUAUGAUUCUGAUAUGUAUGUGACUUAUUUGUUUUAAUUAAUUUACUGUAUAAUGAUUUUCUGGGAAAAUUAAAUGUAAUCCGAAAGGGUGAUUAUUCAAUUGCAUUAUAAACAAGUGUUGAAUCAGAGUGUUCAAAAUAAAUUGUAAUGAGAUUUUGUUUCUAAUUUUUACUUAGUUAUACUGAAGAGGGCUUAUGAUCUUGUGGCAGGCUUGUAUAAAUAAAGUUGACAUUCUCGAAGACGAAUCGGAGGUAAAUGGUUCGGAAAAAGACCCGACUUGCUGGAUCGGAUAAGCCAGUUAAUUCCGAUGUUUACAAUGAUAUUAAAUCUCAUAUGGCAAGAAGCAGAGAGUGCUGUAAUGAAAUGUUGGAAUAUAGAAGAAGGGUGGAGGAAGCCGACAAUUCGAACGUGGACUACAAAAAUUUUCUGUUGCGUAUUCUACCCAAGGAAGGACCGAUCGAAUCACGUAAAAAACGAAGAGAAAAAUAUGAUGAUGUAUUUCAGGAUGAUGAUAUUGAUUGUAGCAGUGAGGAGGACAUAGAUCCUCAGAUCAAACUUUUCUUUACGUGUUUGAAGGAACAUGAAAAGUCCUAUGUACUUGAAUGUAAUGAUGUGGUCAUCAAAUAUGAAGGAGAUGACUCAAGUUCGUUUGAAGAAUGCGAACCAGAUCCAAGGAGGAAGCUAAGGAGUGCUACGAAACAGAAAGUGGGGCCCACCGAUGUAGAUAACCAACUCAAGGAUGAUUCAAUCAAGAAUCUGAAUUGUGGAAAGUCGAGGCGUAAGGAGGAGGCCAAGAUUGAGACAGUGGAGAAUGUAAAAUUCUCGACUAAACGGAAAGUGGGGCCCACGGAUGUAGAUAACCAACUCGUGGAUGAUUCAAUCAAGAAUCUAAAUUGUGGAAAAUUGAGGCGUAAGGAGGCCAAGAGUGAGACAGUGGAGAAUGUAAAAUUCUCGACUAAACAGAAAGUGGGGCCCACCGAUGUAGGUAACCAAUUCAUGGAUGAUUCAAUCAAGAAUCUGAAUUGUGGAAAAUCGAGGCGGAAGGAGGAGGCCAGGAGUGAGACAGUGGAGAAUGUAAAAUUCUCGACUAAUGGGAUAGUGCCCGAUCCUCAUUAUAUUGAUUUUUUUAAUAAUCUCAAAGUUGUAAACGAUCACUGUGCUUACACGCGUGGGCGUCACACAGUAGUAUACGAGUGGAAUGAUGGAAAGAAGAAGAAUAGCUCGAAGAAAGAGGAGCAAGAUGAAGAGUGCUCUUCUGAUGUUGAAAUCAUAGAUUGUACUUUGUUCGACAAGGAAGUGAAUAAGGACAGCAAUUUAGGUGAUCCUAGUACACGGUGUGAAUUUAGGAAGCAGGUUAUUGAUGUUCUUAGAAAGCCUUAUGACAGAGAAGAGUAUACGGAGCUUUUGAUGGAUAUUCGACAGCGUAAGCAAGAAGGGAGACAUAGGGAAUUACGUCAUGGGAGAGAGGGACCAUGCUCGGUUGACAAAGACGGAAAGUCUUACCUCGAUCACCAUCCUGAUCUUAGAGAAGUGUUCUUACGAUUCGUAGACGAUAAACCAAAAUGUUUGAAUCUGUUCCGAGGGUUUUUCUUUUGGCUUCAGAAUUUUCUGCAGCAUGAAGCAUUCAAACCUUGGUUAGACGAAGAAUGCCUUGCCAUAAGGCCAGGAUCUUGUUAAGACUCUUAAUAUUGUCCUCCUGGCUUUUCUCUGCCUAUAAUUUAGGGGAUGACGUGGAAAAUCUUUUUUGGCUGCAUUUUUUGAGUCUAGGUUGUAAAAAAUUGUGCUUCGUUUUUGCAGAGGAAGUUGCUUUCUUUUUUUCUUUUUUUUUUUGUGAACGCUUUUUGCAACAAAGAAUUUGUAAAAGCCGAUUUUGCAAGUGAGGGCUUCACUUAUUAUAUGAAUUUCUGAUUAGCUUUA
This is a messenger RNA of Erythranthe guttata (spotted monkey flower), 1983 nucleotides long. The record is from RefSeq and is a predicted model, not a curated record. NCBI's taxonomy places the organism in Eukaryota, Viridiplantae, Streptophyta, Magnoliopsida, Lamiales, Phrymaceae.